GGUGUGUGUUUCGUGUUAUCAUUGUUGUCUAUCAUUGUUGAAAAAUCAAAAUAGUCGAACCAAAGGAAUUAUUUGAGCAAUCAGAGAUUGUUUUGCAGUUAAAAGAAAGUUUGAGUGUUUUUCCACGAAAGUACCCAAUUGCUGUUGCUGUAAAAAUUCUCGGAAAUAUGCAAAGUCUAUGGAAAAAAGAAGCUUCUGAACCGCAUGCACUUUUUAUUGAUUGUUUCGCCAGCGUUCCGAAGAAUUUUGUCGAAGAGGUUGCUAUCUGGCUGUGUGGCUUUCGGUCCGAACCAAAAAUAAUAUCAAAAAAUGGUGAAACUCGGAAAAGAAAGGCAAAUCAACCACUACCAGAGAUUGUGCCCAAACGAAGCAGUAGAAUUUUGGAGAAGCAAACGAAUGGCAUUCGGCAAAUAUACAGCAAAACGGAGAGAUUGAGGCCAAAAUAUGAAAAACGUUUGCAACGGUUUGUGCCAUGUUUAAGUUAUCCACCAAAUAAAAAUUACGAAGAUUUGGCCAAUGUACUUGAAGUGGAUACGAGCAAAUUAUUUGGUCGUCACAUUGUCGCCAAUUGUGACAUCGAUGUGGGCCAAAUCAUUGGUGUAGCCAAGCCGUUCUCACAAAUCAUCUAUGGAUCGAUCGAUGGAAACAACAAUAGCUCUUUGCCAUCGAAUUGUUUGACGUGCCAUAAAAACAAUGUCACCGUCCAAUGUGAACGUUGCGAUGAUGUCAUGUUUUGCAGCGAAGAAUGUCGUUCAGCGAAUAAAAUCCACAAAAUUGAAUGCACUUCAAUUUCUCAUAAGAUUUCGGAUCAAUUUUAUGAUGUGAAAUUGGCCAUUCAAAUGGUUUUAACGACUGUUAAAACUUUUUCGAGUGCUUAUGGCAUGAUAAAUAGUUUUGAAAAAUCUAAUCUUGCCAAAAAUUACACGCAACAUAAAUGGAUUAUGUUAAAUUUAACGAAAAUGGAGCGAGAUAAUACCAUUCUACGCGCUUAUCGAGCAUUCGAGUGUCUGAUGACAAUGGAUUUCAUCACAAGCCGUUUCAACACAGAUCGCAGCAAACGUUUUCUGAUGCACUUGGUUCUGCAUUAUACGGCAAUCAUUCCAGCCAAUGCAUUUAUUGAUAAUGCCGGAACAAAAUCCAUCUAUGGCACGUUGUCAUUUUUCAACCACAGCUGUGCUCCAAAUGCUUGCUAUGGCUUCAAAGACGGCAAGGGAUACAUCAUCACAAUUCGGCCGAUCAAACAAGAUGAACAAAUAUUCAUCAACUAUAUCGGUGAUAAAAUAAAAGGGAGCAGAGUGCAACGGCAGGAACACAUCAAACGGCACUGGGAGUUUGAGUGCAAAUGUGAACGAUGCGCUGCAACAGCCGUCAUACAACCCAUUUCAUUUUUAAUCGAUGAUCCACAUUAUCGAUACAUUCAAAACAAUAAAAAAGACCGUUUUCUGCCAUUUGGAUGUAAAAAACGAAAUCGAUUGCGUGACGAGUGCAUGAAUUUUCUACGAAAACAUGGUCAUUGUUGGACACUUGUACUUGACGACGUCACCAUUUCCUUUUUACUAUCACAUACCGAUGAUUCCUUUUGAUCGAUUUAAUCGAUAAUUGUACAAUUUACACAAAAAAAGUCACUCUUUUUUUAAUUUAUUUAUUGAAUAUAUUUAAUUUAUUGAUCUCUGAACUGAUCAAUCGAAA
This is a messenger RNA of Contarinia nasturtii (swede midge), 1689 nucleotides long. RefSeq names its product SET and MYND domain-containing protein DDB_G0273591-like. Gene Ontology annotation, molecular function: protein binding. The coding region runs from base 168 to 1583 and encodes 471 amino acids. NCBI's taxonomy places the organism in Eukaryota, Metazoa, Arthropoda, Insecta, Diptera, Cecidomyiidae. The transcript is spliced from 2 exons. The record is from RefSeq and is a predicted model, not a curated record.